Colossoma macropomum (tambaqui) is the source of this 943-nucleotide messenger RNA. It is a transcript of the gene ccdc25, whose product is annotated as coiled-coil domain containing 25. The record is from RefSeq and is a predicted model, not a curated record. The transcript is spliced from 9 exons. NCBI's taxonomy places the organism in Eukaryota, Metazoa, Chordata, Actinopteri, Characiformes, Serrasalmidae. The coding region runs from base 150 to 773 and encodes 207 amino acids.
AUAACUUCCUGUGUGGGAUGAGGUCGUAGCUGGGUGUUAGUCACACUAUGUUGAAAACGCAUCUUUAGACUUUAUUUUUGUUUGAACAAAUCUGUCUUUUUCUCUGCUCUGAACGUUUUUCUUCUCUCAAGCUUCCUGUCUGAGCGAAAAUGGUUUUCUACUUUACAAGCGCCGUCGUCUCACCGCCCUAUACCAUCUACAUGGGGAAAGAUAAAUAUGAAAAUGAGGAUCUCAUAAAAUAUGGCUGGCCUGAAGACAUUUGGUUUCAUGUGGACAAACUUUCCUCUGCCCAUGUAUACCUUAGAAUGCCCAAGGGGAAGACGAUAGAGGACAUACCAAAAGAGGUUUUGAUUGAUUGUGCCCAGCUAGUCAAGAACAACAGCAUUCAGGGGUGCAAAAUGAACAACAUAAAUGUUGUUUACACACCAUGGGGCAACCUGAAGAAAACUGGAGACAUGGAUGUUGGCCAGAUAGGCUUUCACCGUCAGAAAGAGGUGAAAACAGUGGCAGUAGAAAAGAAAGUCAAUGAAAUCAUCAAUCGAUUGGAGAAAACAAAGGAGGAACGAUAUCCGGAUCUUGCAGCUGAGAAAGAGUCACGAGACAGAGAGGAGAGGAAUGAGAAAAAAGCUCAGAUACAAGAAAUGAAAAAGAGGGAAAAGGAAGAAAUGAAGAGGAAAAAAGAGCUUGAAGAGUUAAGGAGUUACUCAUCCCUCAUGAAGAGUGACAACAUGACCACAAAUGAGGAUGGCAACGAUUCUGAUGACUUCAUGUAAAUGGACAAAGAGAGCUGCCAAGGAGAACUGACCUGUUUGCCCACAGUUACUACACAGUGAAUAUGCUCAGAGAAAUGCCAUCAUGUGCACUCCUGUUGGCUGUGAUGGAGGAACUUGCUGUACAUUUCAAAAAGAAUACGUGCCAAUAAAACACUGUGGCAGGACUAUAA